AUGCAUUCUUUCUUUGUAGUCUGGUGCGUUUCUAUUUGUUUUGCAACAACUAUUGCAUAUCCGAAAAAUGACACAUUUAAAGUGGGCGAAACUAGGUAUUUUAUGGGUACGGCAAAAAUGAAUUUCGACGACUCAAUAGAUUUCUGCAAAUCCCAUAAUAUGCAAUUGAUAUCUGCAAGAAACUCUUCUGAAUAUAAAAUAAUGUUACACACAAUAUUUGAGAUGGUUGUUUUUGGAACUGAAACUGUAGUCUGGACAUCAGGAACAAAAUUAGCUAAAUCGAACGACUGGAUAUGGUUAUCCAACGAAAUGGACUAUAUUACGUUCUUCGACUGGGGUCGUGGAGAACCAAACAACCGUUCCGGAAACGAGUUUUGUAUAGCCUUACAUCCUGGCGCUCUUGCUCAUUAUUGGACUGAUGAGAGUUGCACAGAAUUAUUCUUACCUAUUUGUGAACUAAAAUAAAAUUAAAAAAAUAUAUUUUAUAUACCAACCUAUUGAAAUGUUUAAAAUAAAUAAUUAUAUUGAAUAUAACCAGUUCUUUAUUUUCGUAUUUAAAUUAUAUACAUCCCCCGUAAGAAGAGCGUAGUCGAAUGAAUAAACGAACAAGGUAUCAGAAUAUUAUAUUUUAAAUUGGUGAUAUUUUUAAAAAUAAAAGUACUAUCUACUAAAGUGUUAUACUUUAAAUUAAAAUAAAAAUAAGAUCGCGUAGGUUAUUUAACUGCUAAAAUGUGGCCACCUCACAGAUCUCAGAAACCCUAGAUACUGCAUCGCAAACAGAUAUUGACAUCUUAUAAGCUGGGCGCCAUGAUAACUGAGUUUUAAGGUGGCACUACUGACAAGACAGGAUCGGCGCAAGGUUAUAGCGGAAGACAUACGGAAGCAGUAACGUUUAAUUUGAAACUGUUCAAAAAUAUUUGCCUUGUUAAGAAAUAUUUUUUAUGGUCUACCGUCAUACCGGCAUACCGUCCAAAACAGUUUCGGAAUUAAGAGUUGAUAGCUCUAGAGAGACCAAUGAUAAUUGUUUGAAAUCAUUAUCGAAAAUAUCAGAGUCGUGCCAGCAAUAUUCGAUAUUCAAUAUUCCUCGUUAAGUCAACUAGGAAAAACUCAAAAAACAUUGGCCCUCUGAGGCAUUUUAAAAUUAAUCUGUCUUUAUAAUAAUGAAAUUUAGUUUAUAAAAUAAUAUUCACACGCAAUUUCAUUUAUAAAUAGUUAGGAAAAUACUAAGCGCCUAAUUAAAUAAAUCGAUUGUCAAUGUAAUGCCAUGCAUUCGCGGUUUACUUCGUUUCGUAUAUUUUUAUUAUUUAUAUUUUAUAAAUUAUUAUUUACGAUUUUUAUUUUAUAGUUUUCUUUGUUUCAAGAAAUAUUAUACAAACUUCAUUCGCACAACUAUAAAGACUAGAGAUAAGGAGGCGAAUUGGCAUACUCUAAAUACGGUCCCAAAAAACGAACGCUAAUUGAGCUUUUUUAAUUCACCGCAAGGGCGCUGGUGCUAGUAACGCUAUUCAAAAUACAUGGUUUCUUAUGGGAAUGUUACAUAAUUUUGUCAAAAUAAUAAAAAUAAACUUGUUUAUUGCCAAAUAAAGCAC
This is a messenger RNA of Psylliodes chrysocephalus, 1589 nucleotides long. NCBI's taxonomy places the organism in Eukaryota, Metazoa, Arthropoda, Insecta, Coleoptera, Chrysomelidae. The record is from the annotation of a GenBank genome assembly.